Messenger RNA from Paralichthys olivaceus (Japanese flounder), 834 nucleotides. NCBI's taxonomy places the organism in Eukaryota, Metazoa, Chordata, Actinopteri, Pleuronectiformes, Paralichthyidae. The record is from RefSeq and is a predicted model, not a curated record.
GAGAGAGCUGCCUGCUGCAGGGACGCUACACCGGCAAACCUUCUCCGUCUAUUGUCUGGUAUCGUGAUGACAAGGAGCUGAAGGCCAACCAACACAUCAUGUUUAAGAACACGCUAACCACCAUGUCACUGGGCCUGAUGAAGGCACGCCGUGAGCACAGUGGCAGAUACAUGGUUGUGGUGGAGAACAGCACUGGAUCCAGGAAGGGAGUCUGCAACAUCACAGUUGUUGACCGUCCUACCCCUCCUGUUGGCCCUGUGGUGUUCGAGGAGGUGCACAGGGAGUACAUGGUUAUCUCCUGGAAGCCUCCUCUGGAUAGUGGUGGUGUGGACAUCUCCAAUUACAUCAUCGAGAAGAGAGACGUCAACCGAGAUACCUGGACCACAGUGACAUCUGCCACUACCAAGACCGUUUGCAAGAUCCCGAAGCUGACGGAGGGCAAGGAAUACAUCAUGAGAAUCUCUGCUGAAAACUUGUAUGGCAUCAGUGACCCACUGGAGUCUGAGGAGAUGAGAGCCAAAGACCUCUUCAGAGUUCCUGAGGCCCCUGAGAUGCCGACAGUUCGGGAGGUGUAUGCCACCAAUGCUCUGGUGCUGUGGAACCGCCCUCGUGACGGAGGGAGGCCCAUCACGAAUUACAUUCUGGAAAAGAAGGAGCCAGCAGCCAAGAGGUGGUCUAGAGCCACGAGAGACCCACUGUACCCUGCCACUCAAUAUCGAGUCCAGGACCUUCUGGAGGGCUGCGAGUAUGAGUUCAGGGUCAUGGCUGAGAAUGAGCUGGGAACUGGAGACCCCAGCGUCCCCUCCAAACCAAUCCUCGCCAAAGAUCCUAUUG